This is a messenger RNA of Eptesicus fuscus (big brown bat), 3066 nucleotides long. RefSeq names its product rhomboid 5 homolog 1 (gene RHBDF1). Gene Ontology annotation, biological process: regulation of epidermal growth factor receptor signaling pathway; regulation of protein secretion. Gene Ontology annotation, cellular component: endoplasmic reticulum membrane. The record is from RefSeq and is a predicted model, not a curated record. The transcript is spliced from 17 exons. Gene Ontology annotation, molecular function: serine-type endopeptidase activity. The coding region runs from base 152 to 2791 and encodes 879 amino acids. NCBI's taxonomy places the organism in Eukaryota, Metazoa, Chordata, Mammalia, Chiroptera, Vespertilionidae.
GGGCCGGCCGGACGGGCGGGCGCGCGGGCGGGGACUCGGCGCGGGAGCCCUCCCGGCCGGCGGUGGCAGCCCCUCCCCGAGGCUCUCAGGACCCCCAGGACCCAAGGUGCCGGCGGCGGCGGCGGCGGCCCGCCGUGCUGCACCUGGAACCAUGAGCGAGGCCCGCAGGGACAGCACGAGCAGCCUGCAGCGCAAGAAGCCCCCCUGGCUGAAGCUGGACAUUCCAGCGGCGGUGCCUCCGGCGGCGGAGGACCCCAGCUUCCUGCAGGCGGGCCCUGGCCAGCACGGGCUGUGGGUCCAUCCUGCCCAGCCCCCUCACCAUGACCCCGUCACCCAGCCCCUGAGGCGCCAGGCUUUCUUGCGGAGUGUGAGCAUGCCGGCUGAGACAGCUCACGUCCCUUCGCCUUACCAUGAGCCCCGGCGGCCGGUGCUGCAUCGCCAGACGUCGAUCACACAGACCAUCCGCAGGGGCACCGCUGACUGGUUCGGAGUGAGCAAGGACAGUGACAGCACCCAGAAGUGGCAGCGCAAGAGCAUCCGCCACUGCAGCCAGCGUUAUGGGAAGCUGAAGCCCCAGGUCAUCCGGGAGCUGGACCUGCCCAGCCAGGACAACGUGUCGCUCACCAGCACGGAGACGCCCCCGCCGCUGUAUGUGGGGCCAUGCCAGCUGGGCAUGCAGAAGAUCAUAGACCCCCUGGCCCGGGGCCGGGCCUUCCGCAUGGCGGAUGACACCGCCGACGGCCUGAGUACCCCGCACACGCCCGUCACUCCCGGUGCCGCCUCCCUCUGCUCCUUCUCCAGCUCCCGCUCAGGCUUCAACCGGCUUCCGCGGAGGCGCAAGCGUGAGUCUGUGGCCAAGAUGAGCUUCCGCGCGGCCGCAGCACUGGUGAAGGGUCGCUCGGUGAGGGACGGCACCUUGCGCAGGGCGCAGCGCCGGAGCUUCACUCCCGCCAGCUUCCUGGAGGAGGACACGGCGGACUUCCCCGAUGAGCUGGACACCUCCUUCUUUGCCCGGGAAGGUGUCCUUCAUGAGGAGCUGUCCACAUAUCCAGACGAGGUGUUCGAGUCCCCAUCAGAGGCAGCGCUCAAGGACUGGGAGAAGGCCCCGGACCAGGCGGACCUCACGGGAGGGGCCCUGGACCGCACGGAGCUGGAGCGCAGCCACCUGAUGCUGCCCCUGGAGCGCGGCUGGCGGAAGCAGAAGGAGGGUGGCACUGUGGCCCCGCAGCCCAAGGUGCGGCUGCGUCAGGAGGUGGUGAGCACAGCGGGCCAGCGGCGGGGCCAGCGUAUCGCGAUGCCAGUGCGCAAGUUCUUCGCCAGGGAGAAGCGGCCUUAUGGGCUGGGCAUGGUGGGCCGGCUAACCAACCGCACCUACCGCAAACGGAUCGACAGCUACGUCAAACGCCAGAUCGAGGACAUGGAUGACCACAGGCCCUUCUUCACCUACUGGCUCACCUUCGUGCACUCGCUCGUCACCAUUCUCGCCGUGUGCAUCUAUGGCAUCGCGCCUGUGGGCUUCUCGCAGCAUGAGACCGUGGACUCGGUGCUGCGGAACCGAGGGGUCUAUGAGAAUGUCAAGUAUGUGCAGCAGGAGAACUUCUGGAUCGGGCCCAGCUCGGAGGCUCUCAUUCACCUGGGCGCCAAGUUCUCGCCCUGCAUGCGCCAGGACCCGCAGGUGCAUAGUUUCAUCCGCGCCGCGCGGGAGCGGGAGAAGCACUCGGCCUGCUGCGUGCGCAACGACCGGUCGGGCUGCGUGCAGACCUCGGAGGAGGAGUGCUCGUCCACGCUGGCAGUGUGGGUGAAGUGGCCCUCCCAUCCCAGCGCCCCCGACCUCGCCGGCCACAAGAGGCAGUUCGGUUCUGUCUGUCACCAGGACCCCAGGGUGUGUGAUGAGCCCUCCUCUGAGGACCCCCAUGAGUGGCCAGAUGACAUCACCAAGUGGCCGAUCUGCACCAAAAGCAGCGCCGGGAACCACACCAACCACCCCCACAUGGACUGUGCCAUCACGGGCCGGCCCUGCUGCAUCGGCACCAAGGGCAGGUGUGAGAUCACCUCCCGGGAGUACUGUGACUUCAUGAGGGGCUACUUCCACGAGGAGGCCACGCUCUGCUCUCAGGUGCACUGCAUGGACGACGUGUGCGGGCUCCUGCCCUUCCUCAACCCCGAGGUGCCCGACCAGUUCUACCGCCUGUGGCUGUCCCUCUUCUUGCACGCUGGCAUCCUGCACUGCCUGGUGUCGGUCUGCUUCCAGAUGACUGUCCUGCGGGACCUGGAGAAGCUAGCAGGCUGGCACCGCAUAGCCAUCAUCUACCUGUUGAGUGGCGUCACUGGUAACCUAGCCAGUGCCAUUUUCCUGCCAUACCGGGCGGAGGUGGGCCCGGCCGGCUCGCAGUUUGGCAUCCUGGCCUGCCUCUUCGUGGAGCUCUUCCAGAGCUGGCAGAUCCUGGCUCGGCCCUGGCGUGCCUUCUUCAAGCUGCUGGCGGUGGUCCUCUUCCUCUUCACCUUUGGGCUGCUGCCCUGGAUCGACAACUUUGCCCACAUCUCGGGCUUCAUCAGCGGCCUCUUCCUCUCCUUUGCCUUCCUGCCCUACAUCAGCUUUGGCAGGUUUGACCUGUACCGGAAGCGCUGCCAGAUCAUCGUCUUCCAGGUGGUCUUCCUGGGCCUCCUGGCCGGCCUGGUGGUCCUCUUCUACUUCUACCCCGUCCGCUGCGAGUGGUGCGAGUUCCUCACCUGCAUCCCCUUCACUGACAAGUUCUGUGAGAAGUACGAGCUGGACGCCCAGCUCCACUGAGCUGGUGGGGGCGCUGGGGCCACGGGCCUCCAGCAGGCUGGAGCCAGGCAGACUGCCCACCGAGCCCCACGCCACGGGACUGUCAGCAAGCCCUGUGGGCGUCCUGCCCGUUUCCUGGACAUAGACCUCUGUGCCUCGUUCACUGCUGUUGAACCUCUCGUACUUCCGGGCAUUUAUUACACUAGUUCCUGUGAUUACCUUCUAACUAGUCUCCUGACGACCACCUCAUGUGGCCAAUAAAUGGACUGGGAGCGUUUUAGCUGCCACUAACUUGA